Molecule: messenger RNA, 2811 nt
Organism: Bursaphelenchus xylophilus (pine wood nematode)
Lineage: Eukaryota; Metazoa; Nematoda; Chromadorea; Rhabditida; Aphelenchoididae
Source: the annotation of a GenBank genome assembly
AUGGCAUUCGAAUUUAUUGACGAAUUUGACGUAUUAGCCAAGUGGCCAAAUGAUCAGCGUAAUUUAUUGGAGUCGAAGAACUGGAAGGAGAGGAUUGAAGGCUUGGAAUCUCUUCAAAAGCUCAUGAAUGAUCAUCCUCGCUUGGCCACUACCGUAUCAUACUCGGAUCUUGUUACUCGGCUCAAGAUGGUGAGGAUUUUAAUUAAUUACUUGUUCGGUUUUAGAUUAAUUUGUUUUUUACUGUUUAGAUUGUGAUCAAAGAUAUGAAUGUAAACGUCGUCGCCAACUCAAUUAAAUUAAUAACAGGACUUGUCAGAGGACUCAGAGAACAUUUUGAUCAUCAUUCAACCGUUCUUGCGCCCAUUUUGUUUGAGAAGUUCAAGGAGCAAAAAGAAGUUGUUAAAGCCCCUCUAAUCGAAUGUACGGAGGCUUUAAUAGAAUAUGUGAGUUUUUUUAAAUCUUCAUAUCUAUUUUUGUUUUUAGUGUAGCAUCGAUCGAUUGCCUAAUGCCAUGGAAGAAGCGUUGAAAAAGCCUCAUCCAGCGGUGAAGCAACAACUUAAUGUGUUAACUUUCAAAAUUUUAACACAUUUCUCACAACAUAAUCGUCCUAUGGCUUUUAUUAAAGCCGUUAUUCCUCGAGUGGUUAAAGUAAGUUUUCGUCGGCAUCGUUGUUCGUUUUUAGGACAACUUUUUACGUCUUUACUACUUGUUUUUACGUAUUCCCCCUUUUCUAAUGUAAUUCUUUUUUAGAAUACCACCGAAGCUGAUAAGAAUGUCCGCGACACUGCGUUUUUGGUUUUAGGAGGUAUUGUAAGACUUAUUGGAGAUAAAGCUACACAAACAUUGGCUGACGGAUCUCAGUGGAAUGACGAAAAAGUGAGUUUUUAACAUUUGUUUAUUGUUUUCCUAGAUAAAAGAAUACUCGGAAAAAGCAAAGGAAGAUGCAGAAAAAUGGGCUGCGGAGCAUGCUGUUGUGGGUGAAAAUGCGGGACCAGCCAUAGUUCAAAAUGGACAGACCUCUGAGAAUGGAACUGAAGAGAAAGCUGCAGAAUCAGCUGAAGAUAUUGAUCCGUGGGAUCUGUUAGAACCAAGGGACAUCAUUAAGGAUCUUCCGAAGGAAUUUGAUGAGUGGCUAGUUUCAAAAAAAUGGCAGGAGAGAAAAGAGGCUUUAGAAGUAAGUUUUGACGUCUAGUGUAAUAUAAGUUUUGUUCUGCAGGCUUUAUGAAUUUUAUGUUUCUUUUCUACGACUAAAACAAUGUAUUUAAGGCGUUAUUAGCGUCAUUGGAGAAGCAUCCGAAGCUUGUUCCUGACCUUGAAAUCUUCCGUGGUCUCAUUGGAGAACUGAAAAGGAUAAUUGAGAAGGAUUCUAAUGUAAUCGUGGUAUCCCUGGCGGUCAAAUCGGUUCAAGGCGUUGUCAAAGGUCUCCGACAUCUCUUCGAACCAGUCUUACCUUCAGUAUUUUUGGCUCUGAUCACUAAAUCCAAGGAGAAAAAGGAGGUCUUUGCUGACGCUUUAAAUAAAUGUCUGGAUGAAAUUGCAAAUUAUGUAAGUUCAAAGCUUGAACUGUUGAGUAUUCAUGUUUUAGAUCCAUCUCCAUCACUUCUCAGAACAUCUUUUAACCGCUUUAUCCAAUCAGAAUCCCCAUACCCGGAGGCAAUUUCUACUUUUUAUUGGUCGCAUCUUCAACAAAUUAAAUCAGAAGACAGCUCCGAGAGAUCAGAUCAAGAUCCUGGCUCCGCGAUUAAGCGAACUCACCUCAGAUGCCACUCCAGAUGUAAGAGAUGGCGCCUACACGGCCAUCGGAGCAAUUGCCAGAUGUAUCGGAGAUCAGGGAGCCGAGAUUUUAUUCAAGGAUUUAAUGGCUGAUUCGAUAAAGAAGCCCAAAAUUGAAGAGAAGAAGAAGCAAUUUGAUGAAGAAUUCGGCCCGAAUGUGGCCCCAGAAAUGGCCAAGAUCUAUGCGGCCACAGCUGGCCCUCCAUUAUCAGCCAAACCAACAGCGAAGCCAGCUUCGGCAGUCCGAACCCAGCCAAGGCCGGUCCGAUCCGCACCUCCGGCAAGACCAGCGCCCUCUCCGAAGCCGGCUCCAGUCAGAGUUAAAGUGAGAACCAUUUUUAUUUGACAGACCAACUAAGAAUUUAUUUUGCUUUUAUGCAAGUAUAAUAUAAUGUUUUAGCCGGCAUCAGCCUCGAUCCAAUCAGCGGCCAAGCGUCCGAUCCUCCCACCUCGACCACUCUCCAACACUCGGCCGGCAGGCCCCCGACCUAACGUAGUUACCUCCCCGAAACCCACUCCAAAUGUGAUUAAAGCCCAGCCGAAUGGAUCAGCCCCAGUCCCGAAUAGAAGACAGUCCGCCCCGAUCAGACCGAACGUUGUUAGGGCCCCACAAAUGGGCACUGGAGUACCUUACCGACCACCGAUGGGCGUAAGCAAGAUUAAUAAUGGAAGGACAACUCCAGUAAUACAACCUCCCAACAAAUCUUCGUCUCUUAUGGCUAUUGCAAGGUCCAAAGUAAGGUGGUUAUGAUAUGAUUUGGAGAGGUUGCUGGUUGAACUUUCUUAUGUAUUAUUUAGACCCCAGCGAGCACUGACGCCCGUCCAUCCAGCAAUUUCUACGCUCAGCGUUCCAUGUCCAACAUCCAACAGCCCAGAUCCCUUACCUCGGGAAUCAUUCGACCUCGAACUGGAGGUCUCUCAGACGCUCCUUCUGUGUCCAAUCCAGGCUCCAGACAGUCCAGCCAAACCAGAAUAGACCUGAAUGGUGCCAAACCUAGUCGUCUUCGACCUCCCUCUAAUGCCUCCAGAAUUCCAUAA